UGGGCAAAUGGGCAAAUUGAGGUUAAACCACUGACGCAAGAUCAAACAGCGAAGAAGCGGCAGAGGAAGGAGUUUAACCCAGAACCUCAGGCCCCAGAAGUCAGUGAUCUAAACCACGACAUAUACAACAUGACGUACAUGCUAGAGGCGCACAGCAAUAAACUGAGGUCCUCGAACAGUUCCUGGGAGUAUCAGGAGUGCCCAGUUCCUCCUUGCUUUUUCACUUGUUUCCGUUGCCCAUCUGUCCUGGGCCACUCCUUUUAGCCUUACCCUGCCCAACCCUCCUGGCCUCACCCUCCCUCUGACAACAAAGGGUCAGCCAGGUUUUUAUGGGCUCCGAUAAGGCCCUUGAAGGGCCAAAGUUCGCCAGCACUUCCUCUUUGCAGGAGGGCCUAGAGGAGGCGGUCCUGAGCUGAGUACCCCAGGCCUGGCCCAGAAGAUCUGGGUUCCGGCUGGUUACCAGUGAGGCUGGUAUAAGGGCCACCCACCAGCCUCUCUCUGCCGCCAUUCCCUGCUCCUGCAGCUCUUCUCACUGUAGCAGCCACCAGCCCAGCCUCUCAAGAUGGCCUUCGUUCCUGCACCAGGCUACCAGCCCACCUACAACCCGACGCUGCCCUACCACAGGCCCAUCCCAGGCAGUCUCAGAGUUGGAAUGUCCAUUUACAUCCAAGGAGUGGCUAGCGAGCAUAUGAAGAGGUUCUUCGUGAACUUCGAGGUGGGGCAGGGCCCAGAGGCAGACGUCGCCUUCCACUUCAAUCCCCGCUUUGACGGCUGGGAUAAGGUGGUCUUAAACACGAGGCAGAAUGGCAACUGGGGCAAGGAGGAGAAGAAAAGGAGCAUGCCAUUCAGCAAGGGUGCCGCCUUCGAGCUGGUGUUCAUGGUCUUGGCCGAGCACUACAAGGUGGUGGUAAAUGGGGAUCCCUUCUAUGAGUUUGGGCACCGGAUCCCGCUACAGAUGGUCACCCACCUGCAUGUGGAUGGCGACCUGCAGCUUCAAUCAAUCAACUUCAUCGGAGGCGAGCCCACCCCAAACCAGAUACCCAUGCCUAAUCCGGCGUACCCAGGUCCCGGGCAGUGCUACCAAGAGCCAAGUAACCUCCCUACCAUGGAGGGACCCCCAGCCUUCAACCCGCCUGUGCCAUUUAAUGGGAGACUGCAAGGGGGGCUUACAGCCCGAAGAACCAUUAUUGUCAAGGGCUACGUACCCGCCACAGCCAAGAGCUUUGUCAUCAACUUCAAGGUGGGGUCCUCAGGGGACCUGGCUCUGCACAUUAACCCCCGGCUGAAUGAGGGCAGCGUGGUUCGGAACAGUUUUCUGAAUGGCUCGUGGGGAGCUGAGGAAAGGAAUGUCUCCUACAACCCGUUUGGUCCUGGACAGUUCUUUGAUCUGUCCAUUCGCUGUGGCAUGGAUCGCUUCAAGGUGUACGCCAACGGCCAGCACCUCUUCGACUUCUCCCAUCGCCUUUCGGCCUUCCAGAGGGUGGACAUGGUGGAGAUCCAGGGUGAUGUCACCUUGUCCUAUGUCCAGAUCUGAUCUAUAUCUGGGGCCAUAACCCCUGGGAACACAGAGGAAGAUCCUGUAGGACUCCUUUCUAAGCCCCUAAUAAAAUGUCUGAGGGUGUUUUGUGAGUGUA
This is a messenger RNA of Globicephala melas (long-finned pilot whale), 1634 nucleotides long. RefSeq names its product galectin 4 (gene LGALS4). Lineage: Eukaryota; Metazoa; Chordata; Mammalia; Artiodactyla; Delphinidae. Gene Ontology annotation, molecular function: carbohydrate binding. The record is from RefSeq and is a predicted model, not a curated record.